Messenger RNA from Maudiozyma barnettii, 1740 nucleotides. RefSeq names its product Mex67p (gene MEX67). The transcript has a single exon. NCBI's taxonomy places the organism in Eukaryota, Fungi, Ascomycota, Saccharomycetes, Saccharomycetales, Saccharomycetaceae. Gene Ontology annotation, cellular component: nucleus. The coding region runs from base 1 to 1740 and encodes 579 amino acids. Gene Ontology annotation, molecular function: RNA binding; protein binding. Gene Ontology annotation, biological process: poly(A)+ mRNA export from nucleus. The record is from RefSeq and is a predicted model, not a curated record.
AUGAAUAACUUUCAUAAUGUUAAUAAUAUAGGGAUGGUUGCCCAACAACAAAAUAUGCAAAAUCGGAUAAAGAUCGGUGUGAGGAAUUGGCAAAAUGCCACCAUGCAAGAUUUACUAAACUUUAUUAGUAGAAAUGCUAGAGUUACAUUAUCCAAUGCAUCUAUUGAAGGUCCAUUAAUUGUUGGUUAUGUACAAUCUAAAGAUCAAGCUGAUUCAAUAAUGAAAUGGAAUGGUGCAAAUUUUGCAGGUAAUAAAUUAAAAUUUGAAUUAUUGGAUGGUCAAGGUGGUACUUCUAAUACUAUUGAAUUCCUAAGACAAUUUAUCAUUAAUCGUUAUGAUCCUCAAACUAAGAUGCUGAAUUUAGGAGGUCUGGCUCAGGAUCCAAUACUGAUACAAAAGGGGAUGUUUAAUAAUUUAUCUACUCAAUCUAGAAUGUUUCCUGCUAUGAUGAAAGUUGCCUCAAAAGAACCACAAUUGAUUGUGGAGAGUGUGAACUUAGCAGAUAAUAAAUUGAAAGAUAUUAAUGUUGUUUCAUCAUUACCACAAAGUUUCCCAAAUUUAAAGAAUUUAUGUUUGGCUAAUAAUCAAAUUAUGAGACUUAAUUCCUUAGAAUCAUGGAAAAAUAAAUUUAAAAACUUAAGGGAAUUAUUGAUGACAAAUAAUCCUAUUACUUCAAAUAAUAGUUAUCGUAGUGAAAUGUUAAGAGUAUUUCCAAAAUUGGCUAUCCUAGAUAAUGUAAUGGUUAGAGAUGCAGCUAAACUGGAUAGUAUUUUCAAUUUCCCAAUUAAAUUACAACAAUUUUAUUUUGAAAAUGAUCAAUUGGGACAAUCGUCAACAGAUUUUGUAACAAAUUUCUUAAAUUUUUGGGAUUCAGAUAGAUCUCAAUUAUUGAAUCUAUAUUCACCACAAUCACAAUUUUCUGUAUCUGCAAAUACGUCUGUCCCUGCUUCAACCAUUAAAGAUGCCGAUCAAAAUGCUUCAUUUGGUUACUAUUUACCACAUUCUCGUAAUAUUGCCAAGAUGUCUAGUGAAAAAUCUAUUGAACAAAGACUGGCUAUAGGUCAAGAACAAAUCAAUACUCUUUUCCAAAGUUUACCAAAGACAAAACAUGCACUACUAAACGAUCCAAAUGGUUACUCCAUGGAAACGAUAGCGUAUCCUCAAGUAAAUGGUUAUAUGGUCAUCUUGCAUGGUUAUUUCGAAGAAACUGAUAAACCAGAUAUAGUACCAAAUAGCAAAACUACUUCAAGGGGGAAAAGAUUUGGUUCUCAUACACCAGCAAACAAUAGACUUUGUAAAAAAUCAUUCGAUAGAAUUUGGGUUAUUGUACCUAUGAAUAAUACUUUUGUUGUUGCAUCUGAUGAAUUAACUGUAAGAUCAUAUACUUCAAAUACUUGGUCACAACCUGCUGCGCCAGCUCUUGUUGCUCCAGCUGCUACUCCAUCUGCCGUGCCUGUAGGCAUACCAACUGCACCAAUGAAUAAUAUGACGGCUAUGAAUCCUGGAUUAGUACAAGGUGGUGUUCCUGCCUUGGCACCAACGUUACAACUUCCACCAGAUGUUCAGGCACGUUUGACCCCAGUUCAAUUGGAACUACUUAAUAAAUUGCAUUUACAAACAAAAUUGAACGCAGAAUACUCUUAUAUGCUAGCGGAACAAAGCGGUUGGAAUUAUGACAACGCUUUGAAAGCUUUCCAAGCCAGUGUACAAAAUUUACCAAGAGAAGCAUUCAUUCAAUAG